AUGCCAAAACUAGGAGUAGGCAAAACUAUUCUGAAACGACCAACACUAACAAAGGGCCAGAAAGACUCCGCCGAGGAACACAACAAGACCACCCUCCCAGAACCCCGGAGAAGGAGCGGCCAGACCAAGUCUGCAAAUCACGAUCCCCAAGAAGUUGCAACGAGCCAAUUUGACAAUGGAGGAAGAUGA
Molecule: messenger RNA, 189 nt
Organism: Prunus armeniaca (apricot)
Lineage: Eukaryota; Viridiplantae; Streptophyta; Magnoliopsida; Rosales; Rosaceae
Source: the annotation of a GenBank genome assembly